Molecule: messenger RNA, 639 nt
Organism: Ordospora pajunii
Lineage: Eukaryota; Fungi; Microsporidia; Ordosporidae
Exons: 1
Coding region: 1-639 (212 amino acids)
Biological process (GO): regulation of transcription by RNA polymerase II
Cellular component (GO): nucleus
Molecular function (GO): cyclin-dependent protein serine/threonine kinase regulator activity
Source: RefSeq, a predicted model, not a curated record
AUGAGCCAAGAAUAUCACAUGUGCAAAAGAAAUGCCGAUACAAAAUGCAUCAAAGGCAUCGUUAGCAUAUCAAGAAAUCUCGAGAUCCCACAGAAAACGGCAUAUCUGGCAUUGGGAAUCUACUACAAGCACACACUUGAUUCAAAAUGCACGAAAGUAGCCGCAGCAGGGGCUGCAUGCAUCAUGCUGGCCGGAAAAAUCAAUGGAUCGCUAAGAACCCUUGAGCAGAUCCUAAGGGCUAGCCACAGGUACUAUGGAAUCAACUCAGAAAGCACAUUCAAGCAAGAUUAUGAAGAUGCCAUAGAAAUCGAGCUGCAUGCAUGCAUUUUGAUAGACUUCGACUUUAGCACAAACGAUCCAUACAGGCUUCUCAAGGCAUUCUGUACAGAAAACCACAUUCCUAAGCAAAAAGCACAGACUAUAUGGGCUAUACUGAACGACUCAGCAUGCAUCCCUCUUCAGUUGGCGUUUUCGUCCAGGAUAAUACUAAUGAGUUGUGUGUUCAUUUCAGAGCUCAUAGACAGCCAUGACAUGAAUGUCUCUUCAUUCAAACAAAAGUUCGGGUUCAAUGGCAUCCAAGAUAUCGAAAUCAAUUUUAUUUCUGAAGAGAUCGUUUCAAUGUAUGAGAAGCUAGUGUAG